Molecule: messenger RNA, 2834 nt
Organism: Morone saxatilis (striped sea-bass)
Lineage: Eukaryota; Metazoa; Chordata; Actinopteri; Moronidae
Gene: dhcr7
Product: 7-dehydrocholesterol reductase
Exons: 8
Coding region: 77-1513 (478 amino acids)
Biological process (GO): cholesterol biosynthetic process; brassinosteroid biosynthetic process
Cellular component (GO): endoplasmic reticulum membrane
Molecular function (GO): 7-dehydrocholesterol reductase activity
Source: RefSeq, a predicted model, not a curated record
AGCGUGCACCUGGAGCAGAGGAAGAACCAGCAGCUGUCUGUCUCCCUCACUGCCUGACCGUACAGUUCCUACAGAGAUGAAAGGUGCAGUGACCAUGGAGGCCACCAGGAGACGUACCCAGCACAGUGCCAAUGGGAGAGAGUCUGAGGAGAGCCAGCAGCCAGCACAGUGGGGGAGAGCAUGGGAGGUGGACUGGUUUUCCCUGACUGCCGUGGUUGGCCUCCUCUGCUUCGCCCCUUUCAUUGUCUUCUACUUUGUGAUGGCCUGUGAUCAGUACCAGUGCUCUGUCAGCCAGCCUCUGUUUGAUUUGUACAGAGGAGACACCACGCUGCUCUCCAUCUGGGCCCGCUCGCCCUCCUUCACCUGGUCCGCCGCCAAGAUAUAUGCCAUCUGGGUGGCCUUCCAGGUGUUCCUGUACAUGUGCAUUCCUGACAUUACGCAUAAGUUUCUUCCUGGUUACGUUGGUGGAGUGCAGGACGGAGCACGGACUCCUGCUGGCCUGAUUAACAAGUAUGAGGUCAAUGGGCUGCAGUGUUGGCUGAUCACUCACGCUCUGUGGGUUGCCAAUGCCCACUAUUUCCACUGGUUUUCUCCCACCAUCAUCUUCGACAACUGGAUCCCCCUGAUGUGGUGUGCCAACAUACUGGGCUACGCUGUGUCUACCUUUGCUUUCAUAAAGGCUUAUCUUUUCCCCACAAACUCUGAAGACUGCAAGUUCACAGGGAACGUCUUCUACAACUACAUGAUGGGCAUCGAGUUCAACCCACGAAUUGGCAAGUGGUUUGACUUCAAGCUUUUCUUCAACGGCCGCCCCGGCAUCAUAGCCUGGACUCUUAUCAAUCUGUCCUACAUGGCCAAGCAGCAAGAACUGUACGGCCACGUCACCUACUCCAUGAUCCUCGUCAACGUACUGCAGGCCCUUUAUGUGUUGGACUUCUUCUGGAAUGAGGCGUGGUACCUGAAGACCAUUGAUAUCUGCCAUGACCACUUUGGAUGGUACCUGGGCUGGGGUGACUGUGUCUGGCUGCCCUACCUCUACACACUGCAGGGUCUGUACCUGGUGUACCACCCAGUCGAGCUCACAAACGCUCACGCCCUGGCUGUCCUGUUGCUCGGCCUCAUUGGGUAUUACAUUUUCCGCUCCACCAACCACCAGAAGGACUUGUUCCGGCGCACCGAGGGCUCCUGCUCCAUCUGGGGCCAGAAGCCAACGUACAUCGAGUGCUCAUACCGCUCCGCCGACGGUGGCGUCCACCACAGCAAACUCCUGACCUCAGGCUUCUGGGGAGUGGCCCGGCACUUCAACUACACCGGUGACCUGAUGGGGUCGCUGGCCUACUGCGCCGCCUGCGGCUUCGGCCACAUACUCCCAUACUUCUACAUUGUUUACAUGACCAUCCUGCUGGUCCACCGCUGUGUGCGCGAUGAGCACCGCUGCAGCAGCAAGUAUGGCAAGGACUGGAAACGCUACACAGACACUGUGCCUUACCGGCUGAUUCCUGGGGUGUUUUAGAGAGGGGAAGAGGAGUGGGAGGAGGGAGGGAGGGAGAGCGGUAGGGUGUGGGCUAAAAUUAAGCUAAACAUGAGCUGUGUGUGUGUGACUUUGUAUGUGCGUGUUGUUUUAUACACAUCAGGAAUACACUGACAACAUUUUAGCACCACAUUUCAUACAUAUAUUUUACAUAGGUGUAGACUGCUGUACACAUGUAAAUGCAGGUACGGACAGUCUAUUGCUGUAUUUCUCUGCCUCAGUAAAGGCACUUUGAUACACCAUUCUGCUGCUUUCGUUAUGCUGUGACCAUUUAACAUAGAUAAACACAUUUUUUUUUAAAAAGGGGAAUAUAUCUUUGUAACUAGUGAGACCAAGCACAACUUAAACCACCUUGGUUCUGCAGGGGAGAAGUUCUAUGACUAUUGUGCACAUUGCCAUGACAUUCCCAGCCUGCCAGUGCAGCUUUGAAUGGGUUAUAUAGCAACUUCAUAAAGUAAUUUGUCAAAUGAGGAAAAAAAUAACCCAUGACAAGUUAGUGAGUAUGAUAGUCAUUUAUCGAGAAAAAUACUGAAACAUUGCUGGUUCAGUUUCUCACAUAUGAUAAUCUGACUUUCUUUUUUGAUUUAUAUCAUUAGAAAUGUAACACUGUAUUUUGUCUGUUGCUUAGAAAAAUAAGCAAUUAAAUGAUGUCACUUGGCACUGAGAUAGCCUGUGACAGGGCCUAUUCAUUAUAUUUGGCAUUUUUAGACUAAAUGAGUGAUUAAAAAUGAAAAACUGAUAUAUUUAUUAAUCAAUAUGGACUAUAAUAUUUUGUUGCUGCCCUACUGGCUUAAUGGACCAAAUGUGAUUGCUGGCUCCACUGACGUGACCUGCCUCAUAAAAAGUUAUGUAAUCUUUGUAUAAAGGUUGUCUGAGUGCUCAGAUUUAUUCACUCAGUCAUUUUCAAGUCUGACUGUAGGGGAAGUUUGUUACGGUUAGGUAAUUGCUUGUCUUGUUGGUGAAAAUGUCCCUCUUUGUGGUUGAGAUGUUGGCAUAAAUCAGCGAUGUUAUAGACAGGUUUAAAGACUCAUUAGACUAUAAGAAGAAAUUCCCAAACAGCAAGGAACAGCCCUUUCUUUUCUUUCUGCAUUCCGAAACUUAACAAGUACAAUCUAGUUAGAUUGUAUUUGCUUUGUGUUAAUCCAGCAUGUAGAGUAGUAGUGGUCUAGCCAUGUUUAAGCUCCAUGCUGAUAGAUCUUUUUCUGUCCAUUCAUCACAUUUGUUUUGUUUGUUUUUGUGUCCUCAUACCAGUACUGCCUUUCUUAAAGUGAUAAAGUAACAAAAUACAUUUUAUUCUAUCUGU